AUGCAAAGUAACGCGCCAUCUGUUAAGCGUAUAACUGUCUCUAAGCCACUGCUGAAGACCGGAUGCACGUUGGGCGAAAGUCCUCUGUUCGACCCCGCAACCUCUACGCUGCAUUUCGUGGACAUCGAGGAGCGUAAAGUGAGCCGCUCCUUUGUUCUGGCACGUCAAGUACUCAAUGUUUCAUACCCGAAGGUAUUCCAUCUGAAGACGGUGACCAUGGACAUCUCAGAAGAAGUGUUUCCUGAGAAGAUCACAUGCCUUGCCUUACGAAAGUCUGGUGCCGGUCUAGCCUGCGCCACUGCCUCCGGCGUAGCUUUGCUCGCAGACUCACAGUUAAAGUGUAUAUGUCAAGCGAUACCAGAAGAACACCGGCCAUUCACCAGAUUGAACGAUGGUGCCUGUGAUAGCCAAGGAAGGUUCUUCGUAGGAUCUCUAUAUAACAAAGACGCGGGCAUUCCUGGGAUGUUAUACCGAAUAGACCCUUCAAACGGAAGUGUCGUCGUCGUAGACGAGGGCCCUUUCACCGAUUCGAACGGACUAGGGUGGAGCCCGGACGGAAAGAUAUUAUACUUUACGGACUCGUUCGAGAAUAUCAUAUACGCCUACGACUACGACGUGUCCACUGGCUCGGUCACCAACCGACGGGUGUUUAUCGACGCAAUAGCAGAAGGCCUUAGGAAGGGUUCAUUUUGUGACGGGUUUUGCAUAGACACAGAAGGCUGUAUCUGGAGUGCACGAUGGGGCGGUUCGUCCAUCGCUAGGUUCACGAUGGAAGGCAAGCUCGACUUGCUGGUCGACUUCCCCACCGUAUACCAUGUCACCGCGUGUACGUUUGGAGGGCCAGAUAUGGACAAGCUUUACGUGACCACGGCGCAUUGUGGUGCGAUAACUGGGGAUAGAGAAGGUCUUCAGGCGCGGUUUCCGGAUUCGGGGCAUCUGUUUGUGGUUGAUUUGAAAGGACAGUUCAAGGGAGCAGAAUGGAGGCAUCGGAUGAACGUGUAA
Stereum hirsutum FP-91666 SS1 is the source of this 1002-nucleotide messenger RNA. RefSeq lists its product as uncharacterized. Gene Ontology annotation, biological process: L-ascorbic acid biosynthetic process. Gene Ontology annotation, molecular function: calcium ion binding; gluconolactonase activity. Bases 1 to 1002 code for a protein of 333 amino acids. The transcript is spliced from 6 exons. The record is from RefSeq and is a predicted model, not a curated record. NCBI's taxonomy places the organism in Eukaryota, Fungi, Basidiomycota, Agaricomycetes, Russulales, Stereaceae.